AUGAGUAGGUAUCAAAACGACUUGAAGGCUGCUGAUGAGCUUAAUACAACCACUACCAAUAAUAACACAGAUACGAUGUGGUCAAGAGCUUGUUUUUUAACGCGUUUGGUUGCUUGUUCUGUACGCGUUUCUGAAACUGCCGGUCGAGUCAUAAAGGAUAUAAUGCGAAAUGGUGAUCUGAAAAUAGUUGAUAAAGGCCACGGUGGUAAGGAGGAUUUUCAGACUGAGGCUGAUCGAUCGGCACAAUAUUGUAUCAUUAAAUCAUUGCAAAACAAAUUCGGAUCUCAACUUACUGUUAUUGGAGAAGAGGAAGUUGUAUCUGCUGUACCUUACAUUGAUGCGAGCUACUCGAAAGAGGUGCUUAAAUUCGAUGAAAAGUGUUCGAAGGAGUUGCGAGAAAUUGAUGUUAAUGAUGUGGUUGUAUGGGUUGAUCCUUUGGAUGGUACUUGUGAGUUUGCUCAAGCAAAUAAGAAUGGAUCGCCGCUUCUACAGCAAGUAACAGUUUUAAUAGGAAUCAGUUACAAAGGACGUUCAGUGGCAGGCGUAAUACACCAACCUUAUUGGGGUGAGAAACAGGGUGGACGAACAAUCUGGGGUAUUGUUGGUGUUGGCACGCAUGGAAUUGAUAUUGUUAGAGAUCGAACCGAACGUGUCGUUGUAACAACACGAAGUCAUUCGACAACAACAGUUGCUGAUGCGUUAGAAGCAUUAAAAAGAAAUGGACUUGCUGAUGAAGUGCAGCCGGUUGGUGGUGCCGGAUACAAGGUUAUCAGAUGUCUCGAGGGUGCAGCAGCUUAUGUGUUCGCAAGCGCAGGUUGCAAAAAAUGGGAUACAGCCGCUCCUGAAGCAGUCAUUAUUGCAGCAGGAGGUAAACUAACAGAUGUAACGGGUCGACAAUUAUAUUAUGGCGCAGAUGCACAGAUCAAUAAUACCGGAGGAGUUUUAGCAACUUCAAGCUGGGUUAAUCAUCAGCCAUGCUAUAUAUGUGCAGCUGCAUGGAAGUUUCGUCAGCACAAUAAUGUUAUAAAUCGAGAAGAGGAGGCGAAAUUAUCCGAGGAUGAUGAGAAGUGUUGUAUUUCAUCGGUGAUUCAUGAUAUUGAAGAAACGCUCAAAAAAAUGAAUCCAGACGAAUGGACAAAUAAAGCGAUUAAUAUUGAUCAACUGCAGCUUGAUACCCAACAAUUCGUUAAUCGUACUUCAUCAAGUCGAACAAGCGUUAAUCAAUUGAAGAAACAACUGGAUGUACUCAACGAGAAAUGGUCAAAGUAUGCACUGCAAAGAGAUUUUAAUAAGUGGGCAGCGUUGAGGCAUUGGCUACAUAUACCGGGUUUAAUGCGACGUAUAAAGAUGAUUCAAAAAGAUUUACGCAAUGGACGGCAAACGUCCCGCAAUAAACGUCUUAAAGAACGAAUAGAUAACGCUGAAAAUACUCUUUAUGGAAUCAAGAGUCGAAUUCGUCAUUUGUAUGCAAUCUAUCAUCGUGAAUCUAAAUCGAAAUCACCAGUUGCCCAUUUCAAGAAGCAGUUGCAACUGGCCGUUCAGAGACGACGUCAGACACCGACGUUGUCUCACCGAUACCGAUUAACACCUUCACCAAACAGUAUUAGCAGCAGCACAUAUCAACACAUUCCACGUUCAUCCUCUACUUAUUCCUCUCGCAACAGUUUUAUGAAUGCUCGCUACUAA
Anisakis simplex (herring worm) is the source of this 1686-nucleotide messenger RNA. The record is from the annotation of a GenBank genome assembly. Lineage: Eukaryota; Metazoa; Nematoda; Chromadorea; Rhabditida; Anisakidae.